This is a messenger RNA of Belonocnema kinseyi, 1944 nucleotides long. RefSeq names its product probable G-protein coupled receptor Mth-like 1. NCBI's taxonomy places the organism in Eukaryota, Metazoa, Arthropoda, Insecta, Hymenoptera, Cynipidae. Bases 590 to 1852 code for a protein of 420 amino acids. Gene Ontology annotation, biological process: G protein-coupled receptor signaling pathway; cell surface receptor signaling pathway. Gene Ontology annotation, cellular component: membrane. The record is from RefSeq and is a predicted model, not a curated record. Gene Ontology annotation, molecular function: G protein-coupled receptor activity. The transcript is spliced from 8 exons.
UUUCAGUUCACAGCGAGUUCGGUCGAGGUGAAGUUUCUAUCAAAACCUGUUAAUAAUAAAUACAGAAAUAGUCACUGUUGCAUUAUUCAAACUUAAAAAAAAUCAAUUAGAUCAAAUAAUUUGCCAUAAUUAUGAAUUAUAAAAAUAAAUUCUGCUCGUGUUAAAUGUUGAUGUUGAAUUAAAAAAAAUAGCGGUUUUUAUUGGUAUUUUGAGAGGAUCAUCAACAUGUAAGAUGGAAGAUGGUCAAUAUUUGAUACCACCUCAAAAAUCACAUCGUGAUAGUUGCAAGAGAUUAGGCGUUUGUUGAAGGGGGAAUUAUACGGAUGUACAUUUGCUCAUCGCACUUGUUUUAUUGACCCUUGAUCUAGGUGUCGUUCGCAUAUAGGAAAUAGCAUACAGCGUGACCUCACUCAUCAUAGUCCAAAACCAUCAUCAUCGUCUUGGCCUCCGCAAUGACGUUGACAUCAAUCUAAUACUGUUCGGUUAUAUGUUGCGAGCGAUUAUAUAUUGAUAUACCCUCAUCGCUUCGUAGCUAUCAUCUUCAUAAGGGUGUUAAACUAGGAUAUCUUAAAAAAGAUCGUUUCCAAUAAUGGCUUCCAAAGCAUUUGCUUGGUGGAUAUGGCUGACAUUGAUGGUUUCAUCGAGUUUAGCAGAGAGGGAUUGCUGUCCGAAGGAUGUUAUUUGGGAAUCAGGCAAAAAUUGUUCAGAUGGAAGUCAGGUUUUGCUCGACUGUCCUAAUGAAAUGUACAUGAUGGAUCAGAAUGAUCCGUCGGAUCAAUUUAGUGUCACCAAUAACGAAAAUGGCACGUGGCUUGUGUUAACUUCUGAAUCGGAUGAGACACGCAUUCCUCAGAAUGAGUUUUGCAUCUUUAAGAAAAAUCUGAGCGACAAACUGAUAGCACUUGUUUGCUUUGGAGAAACUCAAAACUCAGAAUGGAAGUACAUUCUUUUUGGCUCUUUAAGUGUAACGUCUUCCUUUUUUCUGUUUAUCACCUUCGUAGUAUAUUUAGUACUUCCUGAGCUCAGAGAAAUCCAGGACAAAGCGAUGAUGUCAGCAGUAGCUUCUCUGUCAGCCAGUUAUAUGAUUUUGGCAAUUCAACAUCUGAGGAAAGUUGAACUGCCAACAGAUGAGAAAAUCAUAGGCGACGUUAUGUGCGUUCCUCUCGCUUUCUUCAUGUAUUACGCAUUUCUGUCGGCAUUUUUUUGGUUGAAUCUUGUUGCCUUCAAUAUUUGGAGACUAGUCUGGUUUAAGAGUUUCCCAAUCAAAGAGACCAUAUUGUUUGCAGCAUUUUGUGUUAUUGGAUGGGGUGCACCCUUGUGUUUCUUAAUCGCGGCAUUAGUUAUUCACUUUUUGCAAGAUCCAAAUUUACAGCCACUUUUUGGCAAAGCACACUGUUGGUUUAAGGGUGACUUUGAAACAAUGGCAUAUUUUUAUGGGCCAAUUUCUAUCCUACUCACGAUAAAUGUAGUUUACUUAAGUUUGACUUGCUGGAGGUUAUGGCAUGAAUAUCAAGAGUCUAGUGGAAAUAAAAUAAAAUUAAUGAGAAAAAAAUGCCUCCUCUACGUUAAGCUUAUCCUGGUUAUGGGUGUUACUUGGAUCUUUGAAAUCAUCGCUUUCUUCACCGAACCACACCAUGAAGCCUGGGUUCUGACAGAUGUAUUGAACAGUCUACAAGGAGUUAUUAUAUUUAUUAUAUUCGUAGUGACGCGUAAGAGAGUCAGGAAACUAUUGGCCCAAAAGAAACCAUUUGGAAUCAAUUUUCCAAAAUCAUGGACAGCUUAUGAAGAUGAAGAAUGCGAAGAAAUAGAAAUUGUGUUUUCAGAACAAGUAGAACUAUCUCAGCCAUCAUAAUAAAUUGAUGGAAAUGUAAUCACAUUCAUCAUCAACAGUCUUCACGUCCAUUUAUCAUCAUUGUAAGCAGCUUGCAAGCAGCUGAUCUGUUC